GUCAUAUUUAUGUCUCUUUCACACCCGCGAGCAUACUUCUAUCGACGAUAGAGUACGUAGCAGCGAAGGGAGCGGCUGCUAUCGGAGCGGCAACGCUGCUUUUUCCAGUCUGCCAGUAAAAGCAUGCUAUUUCGAAGCGGCAGACGCUGCUUUUAUUCUGAAGUGAGUUUGUUUUCCGUUUUACUCUUUUGUGCUUCGAUUAAAAAUGAGUGGACCACGUUGGGGUGAACGUGAUACGUUAAAGCUAAUAGAACAGUACAAAAAAUACGACUUUCUGUGGGAUUAUGAGUCUAAAUUGUACAAAAAUACUGUAGCCAGGAAGAAAGCAUUCGAAGCCAUAUUGGAGGAGUUGAAACCGAGCAUUCCUGAUUUGAAAGUAACCGAUGUGAGAUCGAAAAUAAAGAAUCUGAGGACGUCGUAUUAUCAAGAAAAGAGAAAAAUGGCGAUUGCCAAAGCCAAUAAUAAACCAUCAAAGCCGUUACGAUGGUUUAGUGCUUUUAAUACUAUUAUGAACAGCAUUUACAAUAGAAAGGUGACGGAUCUAGGCACGGAUGAAAGUGAUGGUUGCAGCGAAGAUGAAACAGAAUCCGUGGUGCCAUCUGAACCAAAUCUUCAGUCCGAAUCAUUCUUGGAAGUAGUCCCAUCGGAAGACUCAGACACAUUCGUCGUGUCUAUUAAACAGGAGUUUUUAGACGAAAUGGAAAAUCAUGGUGAUAAGACCACAAUUAGUGACUAUUUAGAAUCAGUGCCUAAGAAACGCACAAAAUAUGACGAACCUAAAUCUGUGGAACCUCCAAGAAGCGUAGAAUCGCCUAAGACUGUUGAAAUUCAAAGAUUUUCUAGAAAAAGGUCCGGCAAUAAAGUGGACGAAUUCCAGAUGUUCGCUAAUAAUAUAGCUCACCAACUAAGAAAGUUACCUUUGAAUAGGGCAUUGAAUUUGCAAAUUGAAGUUCAAUCGUUAAUAGCCAAAGAACGCAUUGAAAUGCUCAAAAAACAGGGUGGUGGUGAUAAUACUGAAGAAUCUUCGUAAUUUAAUUCAAUUUUUAUUCAGUAUUAAUUAUUGUAUGCAUGUGAUACUAAAGUACCUAACUUCUGUUAUGAAAGAACUAUAAAAAAUAAAUGAUUAAUUAUUAUUGUCUUCGUAAAA
Ostrinia furnacalis (Asian corn borer) is the source of this 1147-nucleotide messenger RNA. RefSeq lists its product as uncharacterized. Lineage: Eukaryota; Metazoa; Arthropoda; Insecta; Lepidoptera; Crambidae. The coding region runs from base 206 to 1030 and encodes 274 amino acids. The transcript has 2 exons. The record is from RefSeq and is a predicted model, not a curated record.